Trichomonas vaginalis G3 is the source of this 207-nucleotide messenger RNA. RefSeq lists its product as uncharacterized. Bases 1 to 207 code for a protein of 68 amino acids. NCBI's taxonomy places the organism in Eukaryota, Parabasalia, Trichomonadida, Trichomonadidae. The transcript has a single exon. The record is from RefSeq and is a predicted model, not a curated record.
AUGAGUUCUUCAUCAAGCUCUCGUGAACCUUCACCAUCUAUGAAACAAACUUUACCAAACAAUUAUGGAGCACCUAUUGAAUAUUUCUUACGAGCUGCACAAUGGCAAAGAGCAGUCUCACCAAGGUUAGGUGUUCCACCAGCUCCUGUCAAAAAUAGCAUUUGGUCAAGUCCUUAUAUAAGAUAUGGUGUAAUGCAUGAAAAAUAG